AUGGAGUACGAACAUUUCCAGUCCGGCGCGCGGCGCACAUACUCGGAAAUGCGUCAAAAGCCCGCGCCACAAGACACCUUCUUCAACCUCAUCAACGACUCACAGCACUACAGACCAACUUCUGUCGCCACAGAGUUUGUUGAUACUGACUGGGACGAAGAAGAUACCGUCCUAACUGACGCCGAAGACAUCUCACCUCGCGGUAGUUUCCAAUCUUCUGGACAGACAACGCUUGACUCUUUUGACGAAGCUUUGACACCAAGAUCCAGCCGCGGAGAACAUUCGCCCAAGCAAAUCGAAGGCCCGAGUGGCCCUCAUCUGUUCCACCUAUCCUCAUCCGAAUAUGGCUAUCAUCAUGUUCCCGACGAGAACCUCAUUCUGGGCAUGUCCCCUAUUACCCCAAAGCCGCGCGGGUACGGUGAAAUUACAGUGCAUCCGCCUCUCCCGCAGCUCGGGCCGUUCCAAUAUACACGGGAGGAGCUGGAUACCUCCGAUCUCGUCUCGUGGACGCCAGAGAUGGUUGCGCAGUCCAUGCUCAAUGCCGGCAUUGAGGUUCCCAUGGCAGACCGUUUCAUCGAAAACGAUAUCAACGGGCCCAUCCUCAUCACACUCAAAUUUGAGGACUUGCGCGAGCUCGACAUCCCAUCAUUUGGCAUCCGCACCAAGAUUUGGCACCAAAUCCAGACGCUUCGCGACAGCCAGCUGAGAGCAAAGGUGUCUCGCCCCUCGACACCGAUCGAAGACCAUCCGAGCCGAGAAGUGCGCAAGGAAGCGCGCAAGCAGGACCAACCUUCGCUCAAGCGUCGUGGCAGCAGCCGUCGCCAACGUCGAAGCCCGCCGGCCGGCAGCGACAACAUCAUGCCGUACGAGUCCGUGUCCAUCAUUGGCAUCGAGCAGGUCAUCCCCCAGCCUCACGAAUGCUCCCGGGGCGAGGACUGCACCAAGUUCAAGAAGCAGCAGCGCCUCAUUGAGAACUUUCGGCGCAUGAACCCGCACAUCGACAUGAAUGCCACCGGCAAAGUCGUCAUCUACGGCGACGCGGGCAACCCAGAGACCGCCAGAGCCAUUGACCCGAACGAGGACCUGCGCCCGUUCUCGGAUGCGACACCCUCCCUCGUCGCGUCGUCGGACAUUCUGGGUACGGGCGGCAUGCCGCCGCUGCAGUACCUGCAAGAAGCGUCUCUUCGCAGCGUACAGAGUCGGGAUCCGCAGGAGAAUGUGCGACAGUUUCUCAACUUUCAGCGCACCAAGGACGCGUGCCUCAGCGAGGUGCCGCCCACCCCUCCUUUUGAACUCGCACCUGCAGCGCAGCCGCCUCAUCAUGGCCUGCGUCGCCUUCCCAAACUUUCCAUCCCUCUCAAUGUCCAAGCACAGCGUCUGUCCACCGCUCCUCGACGAGCCUCGACAUUGCAGCAAAUGGGCAAGGCUGACCCGCGCUCCCCAGAUCUGGAGACGCCCAGGAACCCGUACCGAUUCGGCACCCCCUUCUCAGACUUCGAUGUCCCCGUGACCGCUGUGCCUCUGGGCCCGGUCUCGCGAGACGCCUCGCAGUCUGUGCCGCCCGACAUGAGCUAUCGCGCGGCGCCUGGGUACAACGUGGUGCCGCCGCCGCAGCCACCGCGCUCGCAGUCUCGUGCCUCUUACCGCCGCCCGUCGUUUCCCAUCCUCCCAGCUGUCAGCGAGCACAAGACCGUGCUCCGCGUUUCAUCGUCGCGCACCGCAUCUCCGCAGGAGCCAUCGCCGCCGACGACACCACCCCAGGCCGCCUCCUCUCGCCCUGUGCGACAGGCGCAGCCCCAGGCGCCACCUCGUGGCAUCUACCCGUGGUCCUCGCCCGAGCGCCACCACCGAGACGUCGCACAAAACGCGGCCAGCGCUACGUCACUGCUGCUGGACGGCACGCGGUCGGCCUCGGCCACGCCUGUGCCCGCCGCAGCUGGUGCUGCCGGUCCGUCGACUGCUCUUGGUGUCUCGUUUCAGGGCCCCAUGAAGAAGAGAAAGACACGCCUCCUGCGUCACGAGUGGCAGGACGGCUACUUUACCCUCAAGGGCACGCGUCUCAACAUGCACAAGGACAUGGCGGCCAGGGACCGCACGCUCGAGUAUAUUGACAUUGACGACUACGCCAUUGCCUGCUCCAGCCUCGCCUCCACGUCGAAGCUCAGCGCGGCGUUCAAGGCCGUCAGCAUCUCGCACAACCGCGAAAAGAGUGAUCCCGUCGCUGCAUUCAGCUUCCAGCUGAUUCCGCAGGACAAGAACACGGCCCGUCUACGCAAGCGUGAGAGUUCCAUGAGCGGUGCUAGCAGCGCGUCCGCUGACGGUGUUAAUGGGACCGGCAAGACGCACCACUUUGCCGUCAAGAACCGCGACGACCGCAUCGACUGGAUGCGCGAGAUGAUGCUUGCUAAGGCCCUCAAGCAAAAGGGCGACGGCUUUGAGAUUAGCGUCAACGGCAACAUGAUUUAA
Akanthomyces muscarius is the source of this 2466-nucleotide messenger RNA. RefSeq lists its product as uncharacterized. Lineage: Eukaryota; Fungi; Ascomycota; Sordariomycetes; Hypocreales; Cordycipitaceae. The record is from RefSeq and is a predicted model, not a curated record. Bases 1 to 2466 code for a protein of 821 amino acids. Gene Ontology annotation, molecular function: protein binding. The transcript is spliced from 4 exons.